CAUCAAAGGAAUUACCUUUCGAUAUCCUCAUUUCUCAUCACCUUCUCGGGUCAAUCGGUUCUGCAAUUAAGCGACCCGCCAAAACCCUAACAUUAGAUGAAUCUCAAUUUCAAUUCAAUAUGAUCCAAUCCAGCUUCUCUGCAGACCCACCUUUCAUGGCAGCCAACUCCACUUUCUCUCCUCCGCCGUCCGCCGGUGACGGAGACUUCAAUUACGACGUCGCCUGGUAUGGUAACAUCCAAUACCUCCUCAAUAUCUCCGCCGUUGGAGCUUUGACUUGCCUUCUUAUUUUCAUCUUCGGGAAGCUUCGAAGCGACCACCGUCGCAUGCCCGGUCCCACUGCCAUUAUCUCCAAGCUCUUAGCUGCCUGGCACGCCACUGGUGUUGAAAUCGCCCGCCACUGCGGGGCCGACGCUGCUCAAUAUCUCCUUAUUGAGGGCGGCAGCUCCGCCCUGCUAUUAUUCCUCGCCCUUCUUUCUCUUGCAGUAAUGCUGCCGUUGAAUAUAUAUGCUGGUAAGGCUCCUAUGGCUGAUCAGUUUUCAAAGACUACAAUAAAUCAUAUAGAAAAAGGUUCUCCAUUACUCUGGAUUCACUUUAUAUUUGUUGUUAUUGUUGUUGUUUUGGUACACUAUGGUAUAAGUGAAAUACAAGAAAGGUUGAAAAUUACUAGACUUAGAGACGGCUAUGGAAAUCCGAGUAAUUCUGGUACGAAUGUCAGUGCAAUUUUUACCAUUAUGGUGCAGGGUGUACCUAAAACCUUAGGUUUUGAUAAAACACCUUUGGUGGAGUAUUUUCAGCAUAAAUAUCCAGGGAAAGUGUAUAGAGUAGUUGUGCCUAUGGAUUUGUGUGCUUUGGAUGAUUUAGCUACAGAGUUGGUGAAGGUUCGGGAAGAUAUCUCUAAACUAGUGUCAAGAAUUGAGUCACGGGGUUAUUUGAAUGAGGGUGAGGAAGACGAAUAUGAUAAUGAUAGUGUGAAUGGACGGGGUUUGUUAGCACGACUGUGCUUCCUGUGGAGAAAGGCUAAGGAUACAUGGUAUCGUGUUAUGGAUCAAUUAGGCUUCUCAGAUGAAGAGAGGUUGAGAAAAUUGCAAGAGUUGAGAGCUGAUUUGGAGAUGGAAAUGGCAUCUUAUAAAGAAGGGAGGGCAAGAGGUGCUGGUGUAGCUUUUGUGGUAUUUAAGGAUGUAUUUACAGCUAAUAAGGCUCUCCAGGACCUCCGAAAUGAGAAGAGGAGGAGAUAUGGUCGAUUCUUCUCAGUCAUUGAGUUGCAACUACAGAGGAACCAGUGGAAAGUAGAGAGAGCUCCUUUAGCCACUGACAUAUACUGGAACCACCUGGGAUCGACAAAGUUCUCUUUAAAGUUGCGCAGAGUGUUGGUGAACACAUGCCUACUGUUGAUGCUUCUAUUCUGCAGUUCUCCACUAGCUGUGAUUAGUGCUAUUCAAAGUGCAGGGCGAAUAAUCAAUGCUGAAGCUAUGGAUCAUGCUCAGAUGUGGCUAAACUGGGUGCAGGGCUCGAGCUGGCUAGCAACAAUAAUAUUUCAAUUUUUGCCCAAUGUUCUGAUUUUUGUGAGCAUGUACAUUGUUGUCCCUUCAGUUCUUUCUUAUCUUUCAAAAUUUGAACAACAUCUUACUGUGUCUGGUGAGCAAAGGGCUGAGCUACUGAAAAUGGUUUGCUUCUUUCUGGUAAAUCUCAUUCUGCUUAGGGCUCUGGUCGAAUCGACUCUUGAGGGUGCUCUCUUAAGUAUGGGUCGGUGUUAUUUGGAUGGAGAAGAUUGCAAAAAGAUCGAGCAGUACAUGACUGCUUCCUUUUUGACAAGGACAUGCCUUUCGUCUCUUGCAUUUUUAAUUACAAGUAGUUUCUUGGGUAUAUCUUUUGAUUUAUUAGCUCCAAUUCCUUGGAUUAAGAAGAAGCUUCAAAAGUUUCGUAAAAAUGACAUGCUUCAGCUGGUACCAGAAAGGAGCGAGGACUGCCCAUUGGAAAAUCAAGACAUUGAUAGUUUGGAGAGGCCUCUGAUUCAUGAAAGGAUUUCAACUGUGAUUGCUGACAACAAUGGAUUUUUACGUGAUGCCUCUCCAAAUGAAAUUGAUUUCCCUGGACAAGAUUUGUCUGAAUACCCUCCAGUCAGCCGAACCUCACCAGUUCCAAAGCCAAAGUUCGAUUUUGCACAGUAUUAUGCUUUCAAUCUGACAAUAUUUGCCCUAACCCUGAUCUAUUGUUCGUUUGCUCCUCUGGUGGUUCCUGUUGGUGCAGUUUACUUUGGGUACCGAUAUGUAGUUGACAAGUACAACUUCCUGUUUGUAUACAGAGUGCGAGGUUUCCCUGCUGGUAAUGAUGGGAGGUUGAUGGAUACUGUAUUAUCUAUCAUGAGGUUUUGUGUUGACUUGUUCCUCCUUGCAAUGCUACUUUUCUUUUCUGUACGAGGAGACUCAACUAAGCUUCAAGCCAUAUUCACACUUGGAUUGUUCGUGAUGUAUAAAAUUUUACCCUCUGAUAAUGAUUCUUUUCAGCCAGCUUUAUUACAAGGCAUACAGACUGUUGACAACAUUGUCGAAGGGCCAACUGAUUAUGAGGUGUUCUCACAACCUACAUUUGAUUGGGAUACAUAUAAUUCAUGACACUUGUGAAUAAAAGCAAAGAUUUGUGUUGACAUUUUGUAUAUAUUCUUAUUUGUAAUU
Messenger RNA from Solanum verrucosum, 2675 nucleotides. Its product is annotated as CSC1-like protein At4g35870. Lineage: Eukaryota; Viridiplantae; Streptophyta; Magnoliopsida; Solanales; Solanaceae. Gene Ontology annotation, cellular component: plasma membrane. The transcript has a single exon. Gene Ontology annotation, molecular function: calcium-activated cation channel activity. Bases 120 to 2615 code for a protein of 831 amino acids. The record is from RefSeq and is a predicted model, not a curated record.